This is a messenger RNA of Fukomys damarensis (Damara mole-rat), 592 nucleotides long. RefSeq names its product high mobility group AT-hook 1 (gene Hmga1). NCBI's taxonomy places the organism in Eukaryota, Metazoa, Chordata, Mammalia, Rodentia, Bathyergidae. The record is from RefSeq and is a predicted model, not a curated record. Gene Ontology annotation, molecular function: transcription coregulator activity; DNA binding. Gene Ontology annotation, biological process: regulation of DNA-templated transcription. The transcript is spliced from 5 exons. Gene Ontology annotation, cellular component: chromatin; nucleus. The coding region runs from base 219 to 572 and encodes 117 amino acids.
GCCUCGCACCCGGCUUCUCUGAGCCAUUUGUUUUUAAAUAAUGGGGUUGCCCGUAUAUUUUCUCCUCUGAGGUCACGCCUGCAGGUUUUUUACGCCUCUGAGGACCACGUGCAUGCACCGUGCACGAAGGAGGCAGGCGUGAGGCCUACACCGGCUCUGUACACACCAAGAGCUGGGGCCUUAAUUGUUGCUUUUGCGAGCCUCGCCUCGCCUCGCUGAUGUUCAGAAACAGCAUCCCAGCCGGCUUUCCGCCUGCCCUGUCAAGAAGGAAGAUGAGCGAGUCGAGCUCGAAGUCCAGCCAGCCCCUGGCCGCCAAGCAGGAGAAGGACGGCACUGAGAAGCGCGGCCGAGGCAGGCCACGCAAGCAGCCACCAGUGAGUCCGAAGGAGCCCAGUGAAGUGCCAACGCCGAAGAGACCGAGGGGCCGACCAAAGGGGAGCAAAAACAAGGGUGCUGCCAAGAUCCGGAAAACCACCACAGCUCCUGGGAGGAAACCACGGGGCAGACCCAAAAAACUGGAGAAGGAGGAAGAGGAGGGCAUCUCGCAGGAGUCCUCCGAGGAGGAGCAGUGACCGCGCCCUCCUAGCAGAGA